This is a messenger RNA of Cordyceps militaris CM01, 1947 nucleotides long. RefSeq lists its product as uncharacterized. NCBI's taxonomy places the organism in Eukaryota, Fungi, Ascomycota, Sordariomycetes, Hypocreales, Cordycipitaceae. Bases 1 to 1947 code for a protein of 648 amino acids. The transcript has 3 exons. The record is from RefSeq and is a predicted model, not a curated record.
AUGGCGGCUGAGCAGCGGCAGCAAAGAGACCCUCAAGAUCCUGCACCAGCGUAUUCUUCUGCACCGGGCACAGCAGAAUCAACAUCGUCUUCUUCCAGAAAUAACAAGCAAAAGAGUAUAGCACAAUACGAAGGCGGUGCUGGGAAGAUGAUAUCCAGACCAACCCCGAUGCCGCAGUACCCGGCCCCCGAGACCCCGUCUCCGACUUGGAUCGCCGGCUCGCCUAGCUCGUACCGACCUCCUGCCAAUAGACCUUCACAGGCACCUCAACGACCUCCUCGCCCAAGCCGAAUACCUUCCAUGGUUGACCAAACCCGCCUGCAGGAACCUACCCCUCUGUUUAUCGCGCCGGUGCGAACCAUCAAGAGCCCCCAGGACAGCAUAUAUAGCCAGCCUUCUCCCGGAUCGCAAUACUCUGCGCAGUACUCCCCUAGCACUGGAUAUAUAUCGGACCUUCCUUCCGCCAAUUCGAUGAGCCUGUCGAACCAACAGAAGAAGGGCGCCAUUCUGGGACCUCCACCAUCUAGUCGCAGAGGCGCGUCGUCGUUUUACUCGAAUGCCUCAUUCGUUUCUCCUAUCAUCGAAGAGAACCCGUAUGCAAGGUCUCACGGCUCAUAUGCCUCCAGCGCUGCGAUGCCAGACAACUGGGGUUCUUCUGUAGAGAACGAUCGCAACAUGAACGCGGAGACAUUCUACGAAGAAUCUAUGACGGAUUUCAGCCCGCAGUCAAUUUACGGUGACUUCGGUGAUGAGAAGCGGCUGGUACAACCUGUGGAGCUCGAUUCUGCCGCGAUUCCCAAGGUUCUGAACCAACAAAGACCUAGCAGUGCGAAUCGGACACCAGCAGGGGUGGCAGUCAAUGACGAGAGGAAGUCCUGGAAUAUCCUAGGUACUGCGAGACAGCCCGCCAAAGCGGGAGAUGAUGAGGCAGAUGGCCACGACAUUAUUCAAGCCUAUGCAGUCGCAAGCUCUAGUACUCCCGCUGGCUUUCGCAUGGCCCAAAGCUCGUCAGCAAACAAUACACGCAACUCAGCCAUGAAACGAGGACUACGCAUCGACAUGGAUGCAGUAAGAGAAGCAGAAUCACGCGGCAGUCUUACUAGCUUGCCGGAUCUGAUCCGCAGAGCAACCAAACUUGCUGCCAUGAUAGACAAAGGCAAACGGCCUACCAGUCGAAUGGACACUCUGAGCGAUUUGCUUAGUGAGAAACAGCUCAGCGAGGGACGUGCAGAUACUCGAGGUGGCCGUCCAGCGUCAGGACUGUCCGAUAUGCUUGCAGCGUUCCCACCGCCAGUAUCGACACCCCAGUUCAACAACGGCCCCAAUCGAUCUUCCUGGCUCGGGCAAGGUGGAUGGCCGCUGAAAUCCGGUCCGAAUGGCAAAGCUGAGAAAGUGAAUAAAGAUGGCAGUCCCAAACGCCGGAGCUGUGGAUUACCACUCUGGGCCGUCAUUGUGGCUACGAUCCUCCUUCUCUGCAUCAUCAUUGCGGCUAUCGCCGUGCCUCUCGAGCUUUUCGUUUUCAACAAGAGUGACUCCGCAAACACUGGAAUCGAGAAGUGCCGAACCGAUCUCACUUGUCUCAACGGUGGAUCUCACGCCACACUUUCGGAUCCACGGCUGGCCAGCCCAAAGACUAACAAGGGUGGCAUCAUUCGCGUUCGCGCCAAUGAUGACGACCCCUUUGAUGCUACUGAUACUGUUAUUGACUUCUGCCGGGUGUCGGUACUCUUUGUUCUUCAAGAGCGUGGCGUGAACAAUGCGCAAGACGCGCAGAGUGGUGUACAAACCUUUCUUACGAAGAUCACUACGGCGGAUUCCAGCAAUGGCCCCAAAAUUACGCAAAAAGAGGCUUCUAAUAUUACUAUCGGUAAUGGUGGCUCGCUCAACCUCGUCAAUUUCCACAUUGACUUGGGAGAUGGGCUUGUUGGGGGAGCAAAAGUUAGCUGA